AUGCACACUUCCGCUCAGCGGAAACCUUCUUGGCAGUCGCAGCGACUACCAUCGCUACGUUCAGCGCGAUCAGGGACAGAUGGUCAAGCUUCGACGCGUCAAUCCGAGCCGCUGGCAGACCACCAAGACAGCACUCAAUCUCGUGACUCACAGACCCGUACAUCGAUGGCAGCUUCUGCACAAUCCGCCACGUCAAAAUGGUGGCAUGUGCACCUGUUCCGUGGAAUGGUCAAUGACGUGAAGCGCAGAGCACCCUAUUAUUGGAGCGAUUGGACAGAUGCUUGGGACUAUCGCGUCGUGCCUGCAACAGUCUAUAUGUACUUUGCCAAGUAUGUUCUUCCUGGCUUGAUAACAAUCACGCUUUUGUUUUAG
Messenger RNA from Penicillium soppii, 372 nucleotides. RefSeq lists its product as uncharacterized. The record is from RefSeq and is a predicted model, not a curated record. Gene Ontology annotation, biological process: monoatomic anion transport; borate transport; monoatomic ion homeostasis. Gene Ontology annotation, molecular function: borate efflux transmembrane transporter activity; solute:inorganic anion antiporter activity. Gene Ontology annotation, cellular component: fungal-type vacuole; plasma membrane. The transcript has a single exon. Lineage: Eukaryota; Fungi; Ascomycota; Eurotiomycetes; Eurotiales; Aspergillaceae. Bases 1 to 372 code for a protein of 123 amino acids.